This is a messenger RNA of Lutzomyia longipalpis, 2205 nucleotides long. RefSeq names its product nibrin. Gene Ontology annotation, molecular function: damaged DNA binding; protein binding. The record is from RefSeq and is a predicted model, not a curated record. NCBI's taxonomy places the organism in Eukaryota, Metazoa, Arthropoda, Insecta, Diptera, Psychodidae. Bases 174 to 2126 code for a protein of 650 amino acids. Gene Ontology annotation, cellular component: Mre11 complex. Gene Ontology annotation, biological process: double-strand break repair via homologous recombination; mitotic G2 DNA damage checkpoint signaling. The transcript has 2 exons.
UUCGCCGCAAUCGCCAAUUUGUGUCUUGUCUUUACAAAGGAAAGGUGUCACUGCUUCGCAAAAAUAUUUUUUAAUGUUAGGUAUUGUUUGUUUGUUAAUUUUGAGUUUUUCACUGAUUUUCGUUGGAAAAGGACCCUUAAAGUAAUUUAGGAAAGCCAAAGAUCAUCCGCGAAAUGUGGAUUCUGACAAACUCCGCAGGAAGGACAUUUUUUGUGUCCGGAGACAAGGAUGUCCACACGGUGGGAAGGGAUCCCACAUGUAGUCUCAUAAUUGAGAAUGACAAGUCCAUCAGUCGCGUUCACGGACAUUUGAAAGCAUCCCCGGAGAGAUUGAUUGUCGUGGACACAGGAUCGCGAUACGGAAUCUUUUUGAAUGAGAAUAUUUCGAAGAUUGUACGUUUGCCCAUAAAGGAGGAUGUUGAACUGAAGAAAGGGGAUGCUGUAAAGUUUGGGCGAUUUGACAGCAAAUGGUGUGUGGAGAAGAAGGAAAUCAAUGCCUUGUCAUCAUGCCUCCAGGGAGAGGAGGCUGGGAAAUGGCAGAAGAAUAUGCAGGUUCUAUGUGGAAAAGUCCAAAAGACCUGGACAAAUACCUGCACACACUUGGUCAUGUCAGAAGUGGUUGUUACCAUGAAGGCUCUCUUGGCUCUUGUUUCGGGUGUACCGAUUGUUCUUCCGGACUUCUUUGCAGCCCUUCUCGAGAGCGUGAAAAUGGGCACAGUGCCACCCAAAGAGGCGGAUUUCCUUCCACCAAUCCGCGAGGAUAAUCUCUCGAUGCAGAAUUGUUCCUUCCACCCCGACGAGGAAAGGCGCCGGGUGUUUGAGGGGAAACGUUUCAUCUUCCUCAGUCAGGAAGUCAUGAAUCGCUAUGAGGCAGUAAUUCAAAUGGCUGGUGGAAUCUCAGUGAGCAUUGAAACAUCAACGCCAAGCCAGCGUUCAUACGUACAGCUGAACACAAUUGUAAUCAGCUCGGAUACAGCACCAGGAGCACGAGAGUGGGAGAACGUGCAGAAAAUCGAGAAGAAUCUCAAAGAGAAGGGCUGCCGUUUUAUUCCCGACAAGGAAAUAGCUCUGGCAAUUGUCUUCAAAUCCACAAGGAAGUUCUGCAAUCCUCGGUACAAUUUUACAACGGACUUCCUGACUGAGUCCAGUGAGAACAAUUUGAGGGGAGAAAUUCUUGUAGAAGAUACUCCAAAUUUCAAUAAGACUCCACUGGACAGGUCGCACAUUGAGCUUCCGGAAACUCAUCCAGAUCAUAAUUCUGUGAUUGCGAUUGAGAAUCCUCCGCUGGUACAGAGUGAAGAUUUGAUUGAAAUCCCAAAGAGUUUCGAAGAAGCUGUGAUGGAGGAGCCAAAGGUAGCAGAAAAGCCUCACAGGACAGAGAAGGCGCCCAUGUUGGAGAAAACAACAAAACAGGAUGUGCCUCAGAAACAGAAUGAGCCACAAAAGCAUGUGGAGCUUAAAGCUGCGGAGAAGAGGAAGCGACUGUCAUGGAGAAGUGCAGAUAAAGACAUUGCCGCUCCACCUGGAAAGACUCCAAAGAAGAACUUGGAACACAUGGAAACUAAUUCGUUGCGUGCAGACCAAGAAAAUCGACCAAAACGAAAUGAACCAGAUGCACAGUCAGGGAGAAAGCGGAAGCUCAAAAGUCUCAUUGAUGACCCUCUGGAUUAUUUCGAGAUGACUGUCAAGAAGAAAUGUACAAAGCCUCCAGAUAAGACUCCAAAGCCUUCUUCACACACCCAGGAUUCGUCAAGCGCUUCUAGUUCCUUCACAUCCAGCAGCAAUCUAUCCAACAUUCCACCUUCAGUGACCAAAUCCACCGGUUGGCUAAGCAAGAAGUUUUUUCAGAUCUCGCUAGAAGAUAGCGAAAUCAAAGAUGAAGUGAAGGAUGAGGAAGACGAUGAAAACUCAAAGUGGGUCAACUCCCUGAAAGCGGCUGUGAAGGUGCAGACAAAGGAUAUGGAUGUAUCAAUCAGGGACAUAACAAAUGAACCAGUGGGCACCGGUACAAGCAACACCACAGAUAACACAUCCCGAAAUUUUAAAGCUUUCAAGAAGAAGCAGAAGUUCAUCUCACAGAAGGUGGUCGAAAAGUUGGUGCAGAUCAGCUCCAGCAACUUUGAAUGAUCUGCAGACAAAGUGCCAUGUAUACAGGGUGCAUACGAAGAAUUUUUCAUUGAAAUAAACCUCUUUGCAUUUCAUUAAA